AUGGACAACCCACAAUUACUUCCUGCUAGUUAUCUACAGCAACCAGUUGACUCCCCAUCAUCAGAUAAUCCUGAGAACUUAAGACCAACUUCAUCAACUCCUUACAAGAUUCCUAAUGUACCGAGUGAGGGAGUUAACAUUACAGUCCGCCUGUCACCAGAUGGUAAUCCAGUUCCUCUUAGUGAUGUUGAAGCUAUUAAUACUGAUAAUGUUAAGUCAAUAAAAGUGUUUGUAUAUGAUGAUACUCAAAAGGAUUAUGUACCAAUAGAAGAAGUAACUGGCUCUACAUUAACAAAGAAAGUAUUACCUGAUGGAGUUGAUACAUCCAAAAUCAAAAUACUUGUUAUACCUGAUAAUCCAGACAAUCCAGUUGAAAUUAAAUUGAAAAUCCAUGCCUGUUUUGAAG
Lottia gigantea (owl limpet) is the source of this 406-nucleotide messenger RNA. RefSeq lists its product as hypothetical. The annotation marks the transcript as partial. The transcript has 2 exons. Lineage: Eukaryota; Metazoa; Mollusca; Gastropoda; Lottiidae. The record is from RefSeq and is a predicted model, not a curated record.